AACGAAGGCCCGGAGGGUGUGCGCGGCUUUCGGCCGCCCGCGCGCCUGCAUCGGGGCGGACGGAGCGCCGGGAUCCGUAGGGCGGCGGUGGCUCGCUUGAGCCUGGGGCAGCUGGAAGCAGAGCGGAGCCGAGCGAGCUCUCCUGCUAUCAUCCGUACAAUGGAAAGGGCACUAUCAACUGUUCCAUGAAGUGAAGACUUCUAUCUUCACAAAUAAAUGAAGGAAGAAGAUACUUACAUUGAUUUUUAUACCAGAGCAGACGGGCCUAAUUUAUCAAAGGUGGCACCAGCAGGGUGCCAAACACAGGAGCAAAACUGGUGCUAGGGCAGAAUGAUGAUGGUAGAUCUGAAGGUGGUUGAGCAAUUGGACCCUCAGAUCAAAACUCUGUGGGAGACUAAGGAGCCUGUGACACAGAGCUCCAAUCAAAGUAAGAAAUCUGCACAGACAGACAGUCUGGAUCCCAAGAGUUCUUGCUGGCAUUUCCGGAACUUCCAUUAUCCCAAAAGAGCUGGACCCCGUGAAGCUGUCAUCCAGCUUCAGGAAUUAUGCCGUCUGUGGUUAAGACCAGAGAUUCACUCAAAGGAGGAAAUCUUGGAAUUGCUGGUGCUAGAGCAGUUCCUGACCAUUCUGCCCAGGGAGAUGCAGGCCUGGAUGCAGAAACACCAUCCACAGAGCGUUGAGGAGGCUGUUGACUUGGUGGAACACUUACAAAGGGAAUCUGGUCAAAGGAGGAAUGGGGUUGAAAUCCAUGAGCUGGGAAAGGAGCCAGUACUUUUGGGAGAAACAGCAGAGGUCCCAGGCUUAAAGGUGAAGCCAGCAGAGUCUCAAUCAGAAGGCAAGUCUCAGGAUGAAGAACUUCCGAAUACAUACCAGGGUAUACAAGAACAUCUGAGCAGGAGUAUUUGUAAAGAAACGGAGUCUGUAUUUGAGAGUGAUGUACUUGCUCAGCAGAGUAUAGUCUUUUCUGAACAGAAAAACACCAAAGACUGGACAUUGGCACCUGAUCUUGUCUUGUCUGAAUCCCAGAGCUUGUUGACAUUUGAAGAAGUAGCCAUGUAUUUUUCCCAGGAAGAAUGGGAGUUAUUGGAUCCCACUCAGAAGGCUCUCUACAAUGAUGUAAUGCAGGAAAACUAUGAGACUGUCAUCUCGCUAGCAUUAUUUGUGCUCCCCAAACCCAAAGUGAUCUCCCGUCUAGAGCACGGGGAAGAGCCAUGGGUUCAAGGAUCCUCAGAGUUUAAAGACUAUCCCAGAGAGUCUCCUACAGCAGGGUUAAAACAAAAAAAAGACACUGAAAAUCAUCAGCCUGUAUCUCUUUCUGACUUGGAAAUACAAGCACCAAGAGAUACAGUAUCAAAAAAGGCCAAAGUGAAAGUUCCCCAGAAAACAAUGGGCAAAGAAAAUCAUGGUGAUACCCACAGAGUAGGGAAAUGGCACCGAGAUUUUUCAGUGAAGAAAAGAAAGAAACUUUCAACAUGGAAACAAGAGCUGCUAAAACUUAUGGACCUUCACAAGAAAGACCGUACAGGAGAAAAGCCUUUUAAAUGCCAGGAAUGUGGGAAAAACUUCAGAGUUAGCUCUGACCUUAUUAAGCACCAAAGAAUUCACACAGAAGAGAAGCCUUAUAAGUGUCAACAGUGUGAUAAGAGGUUUAGAUGGAGUUCAGAUCUUAAUAAGCACUUAACAACACAUCAAGGAAUAAAACCAUAUAAGUGUUCAUGGUGUGGGAAAAGCUUCAGUCAAAAUACAAACCUUCACACACACCAAAGAACUCACACAGGAGAGAAGCCCUUUACAUGUCACGAAUGUGGAAAAAAAUUCAGUCAGAACUCCCACCUCAUUAAACACAGGAGAACCCACACAGGUGAACAGCCUUAUACCUGUGGUAUAUGCAAGAGAAACUUCAGCAGACGGUCAAGCCUUCUUAGACACCAGAAACUCCACCAAUGAAGGGAAGCUUGUCCAGUGUCCUUAUUCUGAAGAAAUUCACCAAAUGGAGUUUGAUACUGAAAAAAUGCAAAAUCAUGAAGCAUGAAGAAUUUUUCCUAAUCAGAAAAUUUGGUACAUAUAUCAUGAUUCAUAGAAAGAUUGACCCAGCCGUGGAUACAUUAGUUGUUCUACUUUUAAUGUCAGGGAAUUCCUUAGCAUAAGAGAUGUUCUAAGAGCAUCUGGAUAAGGGAAAGGGCUCUUUUGGGAUUGUACAUGGAAAAUAGCAAUUUCAGCUUUAGAUAGCAGAUGCAGCCAGUUAGUAGUUCUCUGUGAUGACAGAAGUAAAUACAGAUGGUUUUGCAUUGAUCUCUCCAGUCACUUCAACAUAGUAGAAACAUUUGUAAUAUAGUCUUCCAAGAUGAAAAACUGAACAUUUAUCUAUAUUUAAUUGCAAACUAUUGUCUUCAGGGUAACAGGCUUAACAUUUUCAAUGAUCUUGUGGGGCAGAAAUUAAUUCGAAUGGAAAGUUUUUUCCAGGAGCUAAAUUAGAUUUUUUUCCUUUUUCUUGUCAUUAGACACUGUUCACUAGAGUGGACAUCAUUGGAGUUUCUUGAACUUUUUAGCAACUUAAGCUCUUGAAUCCUUCCUGUUAGCACAAAUUUUACUGUGAUAAAACAAUAUUUACUUCACCACUAGGGAAUCUGCCAGGUGGACUAAUAAUGCACUAUUUAUGCCUCUCAUUGGUGGUGUUUGAAAAAUGGAAAACAUCUUUAAUGAGAGCAUAUGAAAACGGGUUGGAUUUUGUAGCCAUGAAUAUAUAUUAGAUGUAAGGAUUUUCUGUGAUAAAAGUAGACUGUUUCCUUACCUCAAGAUGUCAGGAUAAAGCAGUCAUAAAAAUUAGCACUUGUCCAAGGAUGAAAGAAAGUUUAGGAUCAACUUCUUACAGUUUUUGUUUACUUCUUAAUUUGGCUUUUGUUUCUUAAGAACAAAAGAGUUAAUGUUUGUAUGAGAACUGGAAUGUGUGUGUGCUAUUUGAACAUGUAUUCAGCAGGAGUUUGGGUUCCUAAAAGGAAAGUUUGGUAACUGAUGAUUGGUGUUGGGCAAGUAUAGGUAGAUCUACAUCCAUGUUUGUUAUGUCUCACACUGAAAGUUCUUAAGCAGGGUCCACCUGUCUGUUCUUUCCAGCACAGUAUAGGUGAUAAAUUUGAUGGAUUGCUGUCAGUCUGCAUAGCCUAUGGAUUUUCUUAAAACUGACAAAACAGUAACUCAGGUUUGUUCCUGGUAUGGCUUUUAGGUAUGUCAAGAAAGAGAUUAAGAAAUUGUCUCUUCCUAGUCUCUCUUAAAUGAGAAGUUGAGACUCAAAGAGACGGAGAGCCAGUAUGGUGCAUACCUGUAAUCCCAGCUUCUUGGGAGGCCAAGGCAGGAAGAUCACAAGUUUCAGGCUAGCCUGGGCAAUAGAGAGAUGCUGUCUCAAAAUUUAAAAAGGGCUGUGGAUGUAGUUCAGUGUUAGAGUGCUUAUCUGGCAUAGGUAAGGACCUGGGUUCAAUCCCCAGUACCUCUCCCCCAAACACACAUACAUAGGCUUAAGAACUCAUUGCUAGAGGGUCUGUGGACUAUCACAUAGCAUCAUCUAUCAUAUAUGAAGGCAGGAUUAGUAGGACCAAUUUAUUACGUUAUCCUCACACAGCCAGCCUGAAUAAUGUGUUAUAUUGAAUUCUAGCUUGUAAAACACUUAUGUUUCUUGAUUGGUUUGUGAAACACUCUUGUUGUCUCCAUUUUCUCUCUAAAAUAGAGAUAUCAUUCAAUUCAGGGUUGUUUGGGGAUUAGAUGGAUUGAUGAAAGUACAGCACCUAAAACAGGGUCUUGCCCAUAGAAACAUGGUGAGUAUAUGUUCUUUCCCUUUCCCUUGCUUCCCAGUGGUAAGUUGGACUGGCCAGCUACAUUAAGGAGGCAAAUGGCAUUUGUUGCAACUCCAUUCAGAAACUGAGCACUUAUAGUUAUUAGGCUAAGAUGACUUGAUUCUUGGCUUUAGUGUUUUAUUGUGUACAUCACGAGAACCACCUGAGCUAUUGGUCAGGAGCUCUUGGCAGCGAUUCUGUUUUAUCUCUGAGGUCAGUUGCACCAAGUUUAUUUUCUAAGCACAGCCAGCUCUGAGGCUGUGGUCUGCCUAGUCUUUCAGCCUUAGACCCUUGGGACUUGGACCAUUGUCUCAGGACAUACAUGUAUUUCUUACAGAUACUGCAGUCACUCGGCUCUAUUGUGUUCUGGACGCUGUCCUAGACUCUGAAGAGACAGCAAAGGAGAGAACACAUCCUUUCAUGGAGAUUGUAUUCCAGUGAGUUUAGGAGAAAGGAGGUAAAAAGAAUGGUUUAGCUUUCUUGUUUCUUGCAGUAAGGUAGGAUCAUGAGAGAUUUGGUCAGUGGGUCAUGGGCAGAAGCCUCACUUCUGGGCUGACACAUUUGUUUUCUGUGCAAGACUCUAGUACUCUCCUUUCCUGCCUUAAUCAUGAAAACACACAUAUGAGUAGAGGAGCCACAAGAUCAAAGCCAUCAGGAAUAUUGAGUCCCAGCUUAGAGGUCAGGUUUUCUGAAGCCCCCAGACCUGUAAUGUACUUCGUGGGAAUGAAAAAUAAAUUUCAUGUUAAAGAAUGGA
Molecule: messenger RNA, 4578 nt
Organism: Ictidomys tridecemlineatus (thirteen-lined ground squirrel)
Lineage: Eukaryota; Metazoa; Chordata; Mammalia; Rodentia; Sciuridae
Source: RefSeq, a predicted model, not a curated record